AUGCUGCCCACGCCCUUCUCGGUGAGGGACAUCCUCAACCUGGAGGCUCCCGGGGAUCCCCGAGCUGGGCAGGAGGAGCCGCGGCCGCGAAAAUCCCCGCUCUCCCCGAGCUCUGAGGCCGAUGCGGAUCCCGGGGAGCCCCGGCCGGCGCCGGGGCAGCGGCAGCGGCGGAGGCCGCGCGUUCUGUUCUCGCAGGCUCAGGUGCUGGAGCUGGAGCGGCGCUUCCAGCGGCAGAAAUACCUGUCCGGGCCAGAGCGGGAGCAGCUGGCGCGGCUGCUGCAGCUCAGCCCCACGCAGGUGAAGAUCUGGUUCCAGAACCGGCGCUACAAGAGCAAGCGGCAGCGGCAGGAGCGCUGCCCGGAGCCGGCCGUGCCCGCGCUGCCCCCGCGCACGGUGCCGGUGCCGGUGCUGGUGCGGGAUGGCGAGCCCUGCCCGGGGGGCUCCCGGCCCUUCCCGGCUCCCUGGGGAAUUCCCGGCCCUUUUUCCUACAGCUCCUGCCUCGGCGGCGGCGCUUGCGGGCCGGGCUGCGGGUACCCGGGGGUGCCGCCCGGGGCCGCCCCCGGCGGUGCCCAGCGCCAGCGCCCGGCCCUGCCCGCGGGCAUCGGCGCCGGGAGCCGGGGCUGA
Camarhynchus parvulus is the source of this 624-nucleotide messenger RNA. RefSeq names its product NK2 homeobox 6 (gene NKX2-6). The transcript is spliced from 2 exons. Lineage: Eukaryota; Metazoa; Chordata; Aves; Passeriformes; Thraupidae. Gene Ontology annotation, molecular function: DNA-binding transcription factor activity, RNA polymerase II-specific; RNA polymerase II cis-regulatory region sequence-specific DNA binding. The record is from RefSeq and is a predicted model, not a curated record. Gene Ontology annotation, biological process: cell differentiation; regulation of transcription by RNA polymerase II. The coding region runs from base 1 to 624 and encodes 207 amino acids. Gene Ontology annotation, cellular component: nucleus.